This is a messenger RNA of Solanum stenotomum, 555 nucleotides long. Its product is annotated as bax inhibitor 1-like. NCBI's taxonomy places the organism in Eukaryota, Viridiplantae, Streptophyta, Magnoliopsida, Solanales, Solanaceae. The transcript is spliced from 5 exons. The record is from RefSeq and is a predicted model, not a curated record. Gene Ontology annotation, cellular component: membrane. The coding region runs from base 1 to 555 and encodes 184 amino acids.
AUGAAAGAUGAGGCAAUUAAUGGUGUGAAACGGUACUUCAAUAGGAAUUGGAACAGAGAUGAUGUGAUGAAUAUGGAUGAAAUUUCCGACGAAGUUCACUCAACCUUGAAGAUGGUAUAUCUUAGUCUCUUCUGUGCCAUGGUGAGCAUUACUUGUGGAUCCACUUUGCAAUGGAUCUUGAUAGCUGCGGGGAAAUACUCAGUCCUUUAUUAUGUAGCAAAUUUAAUCUUGCUUUACCUUACUCCACCAGAGAGAGUGAACAUGAGGAUCGUAACCUCGAUGUUGGCUGCCUAUUCAUUUGGUUCUUCUGUUGGCUUCAUUUUCAAUCUUCUCUUCAAAGUCGAGCAACAGUUUGUUCUUAGACUUUUGGUUGGUAUAACAAUUGGCAUUGGAAAUUUGUUGUAUCAAGCCAUCAAAACAAAGGAUAGGAGGGAAAUCUACACCGGUUACCUGAAAUAUUGCGUUGUUAUCAGGGGUGGAUUUACAUUGAACCAAGGGGGCUAUGAUUCAUUUGCAACAUUACCAAGGAAGGCUAAAGGCAUAAUUAUCUUUUAG